CGUUGUGGAUCCAGCAUGGCAGCGAAACAGAAAAGGAAAUUAGAGGACCUCAGUGUGGACGAGUUCCUGCUGUCAGGUUUUGACUCUGCAGGUGAAGAUGAACCUGAAAAAGAGGCUCCCAAACAGAAUGGACUCAAGAAAAAGAACAAGAAGAACGAUCUGAAAUCUGCAGCUUCCAACAAAGAUGAAAGGGCAGUGGGUAAGGCCUCUCAGCACAAGGAGCAGCUGACCAGGUUAAAGAACAAAGAUCCAGAGUUCUACAAGUUUCUGCAAGAUAACGACCAAAAGCUCCUGAACUUUGACGACACAGACAGCUCCGAUGAUGAGGAUGAGGAUGAGAAAAAGUACCACACCUUGCCAUCUUCACUGGAGGAAGCCGACUCUGGUGAUGAUGAUGAGGAGCAGGAGGAGGGUCAGAAAGGUUCAAAGAAAUCCAAGAAGGGGGCGGAUACUAUUAAAGUCACAGACAAAAUGAUUGAAGACUGGAAAGCUGCUAUGAAGAAGGAACCCACAGCUCGGCUCUUCAGAGAUGUCACCCAGGCCUUCAAAGCUGCUGUUGCUACAACCAAGGGUGAAGGAGGAGGUCAAUGUCGUUACAAGGUGGCUGACAGUUCAGUGUUCAACGCGUUGGUCCUGUUCUGCAUCAGAGACAUUUAUGUGGCCCUGCAGAGGAUGCUCAACCUGAAGCCAGAUAAAGACCAGAAAAGGCUGGUGCUCCCAUCAUCUAGUCCAAAAUGGCAGAAGAAUCAAAUAGACGUCAAGAUGUAUCUUAGUGGAGUAGUUCAGCUGUUAUCCUGUCUAACAGAAGCUACAGUCAUCAGUGCUGUCCUGCGACAUGCCAACCAGCUCGUACCUUAUUACCUUUGUCUGCCCAAACAAUGUCGGCACCUGGUUAAGCAACUGAUGAAACAGUGGAGCACAGGGGAGGAGACCAGUCGGGUUCUGGCCUUCCUGGCCCUCAACAAAAUCUGCAGACACAAGCAGGAAACCUAUCUUAAUCCAAUUCUCAAGCAAAUGUACAUCUCCUACGUACAAAACUGCAAGUUCACAUCUCCCAAUGUGCUGCCCAUGAUCAACUUCAUGCAGCGAACUCUGACAGAGAUGUACGCCCUGGACUCUCAGGCCACUUAUCAGCACGCCUUCAUCUACAUCCGACAGCUGGCCAUCCACCUCAGGAACGCCAUGACCAUGAAGAACAAGGAAACAUACCAGUCAGUGUAUAACUGGCAGUAUAUCCACUGUUUGUACCUCUGGUGUCGAGUCCUCAGCACCCUGCACCCCAGUGAUGUCCUCCAGCCUCUCAUCUACCCACUCUGCCAAGUUAUCAUUGGUACCAUCAAACUGGUGCCAACAUCAAGAUAUUACCCUCUGAGGAUACACUGUUGCAGAGCCCUCACCCUGCUGUCUAGCAGCACCAACACUUUUGUACCUGUUCUGCCUUUCCUCUUGGAGGUCUUCCAACAAGUGGACUUCAACAAAAAACCAGGGCGAAUGAGCAAGAAACCCAUCAACUUUGCUGUCAUCCUGAAGCUUAACAAGGUCAACCUGAUGGAGAAAGCCUAUAAGGACGGGUUGAUCGACCAGCUGUAUGACCUGAUACUGGAAUAUUUCCACACUCAGGCCGGCUCCAUCGGCUUCCCAGAGCUCGCCCUGCCUACUGUCAUUCAGCUGAAAGCGUUCCUGAAGGAAUGCAAAGUGGCCAAUUACUGCAAGCCAGUACGCCAGCUGCUGGAGAAGGUACAGGAGAACAGCAGCCACAUCACAGGACGGAGACAGAAAGCCGCCUUCGGAGUAGCCGAUGCCACCGCUGUGGCGGCUUGGGAGAAGCAGGUCCAAGAGGAGGGGACUCCUCUCAGCAGGUACUACAGCCAGUGGAAGAAGCUGCGGGAGAAGGAGAUCCAACUGGAGAUCUCUGGCAAAGAAAGGAUGGAGGAUCUGGAUCUCCCAGAGAUCAAACGCAGGAAGAUUCAGGAGAAGAAGGCAGAGGACAAGAAGGAGUUCAAGGAUCUUUUCGAAUCUGACAGCGAAUCUGAAGAUGAUGAUGCCGGAUUUAAAAUCAAAGGUAAAAAGGGCCGCCGUGGAUCUGAUGAUGAUGAUGAUGAUGAUGAAGAGCUUGAAGGCCUGUCUGACAUGAGUGAUGAUGGAGACUCAGAUGGUGAUGAUGAUGAUGAGGAAGGGGAUGAAAAGGCUCCUCAGCCGCUCUCCUCCUCUGCUCUGAUAAAGCUGGCAGAGGGAGACGAGGAUUUGGUGGAGGACCUGGAGCUGUCUGACGAUGACUGAGGUUCAUGGAUGCACACGCUCGAGCUCACAUGAGAGACUUUUUAUGCUCGCCAUUUUACCAGCCAUUCAUCCAUCCUGAAAAUAAUAUUGGACAUUUUGCUUUUUUCUUUGCUUUUGAAUUUUGUAUUGCUUCACCUGUAUAGUACAAACAUGUUCCAAUGUAAUUUUAUUAAGCAUUGAAAUUCAAAA
Molecule: messenger RNA, 2469 nt
Organism: Scomber japonicus (chub mackerel)
Lineage: Eukaryota; Metazoa; Chordata; Actinopteri; Scombriformes; Scombridae
Gene: noc2l
Product: NOC2-like nucleolar associated transcriptional repressor
Exons: 17
Coding region: 16-2280 (754 amino acids)
Biological process (GO): negative regulation of transcription by RNA polymerase II; ribosomal large subunit biogenesis
Cellular component (GO): nucleoplasm; nucleolus; Noc2p-Noc3p complex
Molecular function (GO): transcription corepressor activity; histone binding
Source: RefSeq, a predicted model, not a curated record